Messenger RNA from Paramisgurnus dabryanus, 5123 nucleotides. Its product is annotated as tyrosine-protein kinase JAK1-like. The record is from RefSeq and is a predicted model, not a curated record. Gene Ontology annotation, biological process: cell surface receptor signaling pathway via JAK-STAT; growth hormone receptor signaling pathway via JAK-STAT; intracellular signal transduction. Gene Ontology annotation, cellular component: cytosol; cytoskeleton; membrane. NCBI's taxonomy places the organism in Eukaryota, Metazoa, Chordata, Actinopteri, Cypriniformes, Cobitidae. Gene Ontology annotation, molecular function: non-membrane spanning protein tyrosine kinase activity; ATP binding; growth hormone receptor binding.
CACGUAAUUUACUAGAAUCUCCGCAUCAAUUUCCCCAGAAGCGAAUCGAGUGAAAUGGAUCAGAUGACAAGACGGCAGACAUUCACUUUAUACGGAAACUGUUGGGAUGGAAUUUCGCCGGAACUUCAUCAAUAAAGUGCUAAGAAAGAAGAAACAACCAAUCAUGGCAUCAGAUAUAUUACAGGGGCUCGAGAUACAUUUUUACCUACCAGACAAACAUCCGAUCAUUCACCUUGAAGAAAGUUUCACAGCAGAGGAACUGUGUGUUGAGGCGGCCAAAAAACUGAGUAUAUCUCCACUGUGUAGCAGUUUGUUUGCUCUCUAUAAUGAAUAUACCAAGAUCUGGUAUCCACCCAAUUACUCCUUUAACAUUGACAAUUCAACAAGACUAAAGCUGUUCUAUCGCAUGAGGUUUUACUUCACAAACUGGCAUGGGAACAGCAAGACUUCUCCUCCAGUAUUCAGACAUAGCCUCAAAAAUGCAGCAGGAUCCACAGGCACAGCUGUUCUGGAUGAAGCGUCGCUCAAGUACCUCUACGCACAGGGUCAGCAUGACUUUCAGAGUGGUCUGGCACCGCUGCGGGAUGCUCAGGAUGAGAACGAUGCCCAGCAGAUAGAGAAUGAGUGUUUGGGUAUGGCUGUAAUGGCCAUUUCACAUAAUGGCAUUGAAAGAAAUCUUUCCAUCUGUGAACUACCCAAAGAUUUUGAGUACAAGAAUUACAUUCCCAGGACUCUGUACCAGUCCAUACGCGAGAGGAACAUUUUCACACGCUUGCGCAUCAACAACGUCUUCAAAGUAUUUCUGAAGAAAUUUAACAUAAACACAGUUAAAGGCGGCAAUAUUUGUCCUUAUGACUUGGAGAUCAAAUAUAUAUCCACUCUAGAGACUUUAACAAAGCACUUUGGUCAGGAGCUAUUUCAGCCCUCCUCACUGGUCAUAUAUGAGAAUGAGGAAAUGCUCACAGAUUCCAGCUGUGAGGCCGGUGUUCACAGUGAGAUCCUGGUGUCUGGAACAACUGGCAUUCAUUGGCGCAAAAUCUUCACUGAGGUGUUUUCAGAUCAGUGGAAGUACAAAUCAAAAAGAGGUCAAAAAGACACCAAUAAACUGAGUAAACAACCAAGCAGUGAUGCAGAAGUGGAGAGAUGGACACUUUUCUCAGACUUUCAUGAGAUAACACACAUUGUCAUCAAAUGCUCUUUGGUCACAGUUUACAGACAGGAUGACAGAAAGAUGGAGUUACACUUAGCUUCCCAUGAAGAGGCUUUGUCUUUUACCAGUCUUGUAGAUGGAUACUUCAGGUUGAGAGUAGAUGCACAUCAUUUUCUGUGCAGGGACGUGGCACCAGUCUCAUUGGAAAUGAACGUUCAAGAGGGCUGCCAUGGACCAAUAAAUUCUGAAUAUACAAUCCACAAGCUUAAACAGGAAGGUUAUGAAGAGGGAAUGUACCUGCUACGCUGGAGCGGUCAAGACUAUGAUAAUAUUCUCAUGACGGUCAUAUGCAAAGAGGAUUGUCAUAGCGGCAUUACCAAAACCUUCAAGAACUUUCAGAUAAAAGUGAGCUCAGGGGGCUUCCUCUUGACCGGGACAAAUGUACAGAAGCCCACUUUGAGAGAGCUGACGGACCACCUGUCCGGACAGUGUCUCACAACAGAACACACCAGCCUGAAACUUGAUCGCGGAUGCCCACCCCAACCGAGAGAGCUUUCAAAUCUCAUCAUGACAACCAGUCAGGACUCCGUAUCACCACCUUCUUUCUUCAACAAUCUCGUCUUCCAUAGGAUUCUCAAAGAGGACAUCAUUCAGGAGACACACCUGGGCCAGGGCACUCGUACUAACAUCUAUGCUGGGAAACUGAAGUUAAAGAAUGAUGAUGAAGGGUUUUCAGAUUACGAGGAAGUCGAUGUGGUUUUAAAGGUGCUGGGGGCAGGACACAAGGACAUUUCUGCCUUUCUGGACACAGUGAGCACAAUGCGACAGAUAUCCCAUAAACACAUGGUUGUAAUGUAUGGAAUAUGCAUGAACAGCAUGGACAUUAUAAUGGUGGAAGAGUUCAUUCAGCACGGCCCUUUGGAUCUCUUUAUGAGAAAUCAUCGCUCGGACCUCACACCCUAUUGGAAAUUUCAAGUUGCAGAGCAACUUGCCAGUGUCCUAAGUUAUUUGGAGGACAAAAAGCUCACACAUGGCUAUGUCUGCGCCAAAAAUGUUCUGUUGAAGCGGGAUGGUCUGGAAGAACAGGGAGGUCCCUACAUUAAACUAAGUGAUCCUGGAGUGCCAACCACUGUACUCAACAGAGCAGAGUGUAUUGACAGGAUUCCCUGGAUUGCCCCGGAGUGUGUUAACAACUCCAAGUCACUGAGCAUUGCAGCAGACAAAUGGGGCUUUGGAACCACACUAUGGGAGAUCUGCUACAAUGGAGAGCUGCCACUGCGUGACAAGAAACUAUCAGAGAAAGAGAGAUUUUACGAGGUACGGGGCAUACUGGUCACUCCCAGCAUCAGUGAACUGGCAGAUUUGAUCUCUCAGUGUAUGAACUAUGACCCUAUGAAGAGACCAUUCUUCAGAGCCAUAGUGAGAGAGCUCGACCGCAUUAAAGAACAGCGCGAGCAGGAACCUACAGAACCUAUUAUAUCUGGAGUAAUUCCUCCACAGGAGACUGAUCCUGCAGAUUUCAAGAGAAGAUUCCUCAAGAAAAUCCGAAAACUUGGAGAGGGUAACUUUGGAAUGGUGGAGCUGUGUUUGUACGAUCCUAAUGGAGAUCAGACGGGUGAGCUGGUAGCAGUCAAAUCCCUGAAAUCAGAGAAUGAGAACAGCAAUCUUAGGCGAGAGAUCAACACAAUCAGAAACCUGUUCCAUCCAAACAUUGUCAAAUACAAAGGCAUCUGCAGCGAAGAGGGAGGAAUGAACAUCAAGCUCAUUAUGGAGUAUUUGCCUGCUGGAAGUCUGAAAGAUUACCUGCCCCGCAACAAAGCCAGCAUCAACCAGAAGAGACUGCUGCUUUAUGCUCUCCAAAUAUGUCAGGGGAUGGACUACCUGGGAUCUCAGAACUACAUCCACAGGGACCUGGCAGCAAGAAACGUGUUAGUAGAGAAUGAGUCUCAGGUGAAGAUCGGAGACUUCGGUCUGACUAAGAGCAUCAAAGAUGAUAAGGACUAUUACACUGUGACCGAGGAACAGGACAGUCCAGUGUACUGGUACGCUCCUGAAUGUCUGAUUAAUCGAAAGUUCUAUAAGGCGUCUGAUGUCUGGUCAUUUGGAGUGGCGUUAUAUGAGCUUAUGACCUAUUGUGACCGCGAGAGCAGCCCUCCCCAGAUAUUUAUGCAGAUGAUUGGCCGCUCUCAUGGGCAGAUGACCAUGGCCAGAAUAGUGAAGGCCCUUGAGGACGGACGAAGGAUGCCGUGUCCCCCGUCCUGCCCUGAUAUGGUGUACACCCAGAUGCGCAGGUGCUGGAGUUAUGCCCCAGAAGAGAGAGUGGACUUCAAGGGUUUGAUUAAAGAGUUUGAGUUUCUCCUCUCGAGAGAAAACAUCUAGCCUUGCAAAUCGCUAUCCAAAGUCAUGCUAAAAAUAGAUUUAUGAUAUCGUAGAUUUGUGGAAUAUAACACUUGUCAUUAUAUGAUUAAUGCAUGUUAAUUAUAUAAAGUUCAAUAUCUACCAUUAUUGACAGCUCAACAAUGCAACUAUAGACUAUUGGUCAAAACUUUCGGAUCAGAUGCAAACUCCUUCAAUAAAGCAUCAUACGCCCUUUUCACACACAGAUUAUGUAAAAUAAGUACGGGAUUUGUUCGGGAAUCGUUUCAUUUUGGUUCACACUGCCAAUGAAUUUACGUAAUCUGUGCGUUAAUUCACACCAAUCCAUAAAGACGUGUUUUUGUUCUUAUUGGCUGUGUUUACAUGCACAAAUUUUUGUCAAUCCGACUGAAUUUUAUACGAUUGAAGAUUAUGACAAUACAGUUUACAUGCACCCUAAACAUUGCAAUCUGAUUAAAAUGUUCAUUUACAUGUACAUUCUAUAUAAUUCAAACUGAGCGUCUGCGCAAGCACACAGCCAGGGUUGCAACCAUCCCAAUGGACAUUCAAAACUAGCUCUGAAGCAUCCAAAUGAAUAUUCACAGUCCAUAUAACAAUAACUAAUGAACAAAAUCCUUUUAUCUUUAAUCCGCAUGAAAAAAACAACCCACAGAGACAGUUUAAAGUAGCCAAAUCUGAACUAAAAAAGCAGAGGACUUGGCAACGCCACUCAGCGCACAGCAUCUCUUUCGUCGAGUUCAAGCUUUAUCUCUGGAUAAAUGUACAAAGCUGGGUUGGAGUCAUAAUACGAUUUGUAAUCAAUACGAUUACAAACGGAUUAUUUGGUUGAAUGUAAACGUACCUACUGAAGGCUCUCUUUCGGCCAAUUUUAACAAAAUUUUCUAGGAUCAAAAUGCUGUGUGAAUGGGUUUAUAGGGUGAUGCAUUGAAAAGCUGCUUGAGAAAAUGCCAAAAGUACUUUUCUGCAGAUCACAGACAGAAAUCCCAUAACUCAAAUUAUGUUAUUACAUAGUUUUGAUGAAUUUACACAUUUUCUAUAAUGUGGAUAAAAUAUGAAUGCAGACCCUUAAAAUUUGACCAAUAGUAUUUUUACAAUAUGGCAUGGCCUGUGUCCAUUAUUGCUUUUAUAAACUGUUGAUAAACUCUGACAUGUAAAUGUAUAAAUGUUAAGGUUAGUAGAUGGUUAGUAGUCAGUGUAUUUUACACAGCUGAAACAGUUAUUUGACCAACAGCAUCCAGGACUGUCUAGCUAAAGCCAUGUUUUAUAAUGAAAGACUAAUGCUUUGUAUGUUAAAUGCUAUUUUCUUUUCAAACCAUUUAUAAUAUUUCAUCUACCUCCUGUCAUGAAAACAGACUGUAUUCAAUUUAGGUUUACUCAACAUUUAACCCUCACUAAAAACAGUAUCAUAUAUCAAGUUGAAAUUAUGUAAGUGUAACUCGCAGAAGAUUCUCAAAGCAAGCAUAUCUGGUACGUUUUACUGGAGUGUUUCAAUAACAUGCUUCUUCUUGAGCUUCCAUGAGAGUAAUGAUUUCUGCAUUUGUAUGCUUUUUCUGCAAAAUUUUAAUUCUUUAAAGAAAUAAAGUAUUUUUAUAUGGUA